ACCUUUACGGGAGUGGGUGGGGGGGAAACUGUGUGCGGUGGGAGGAAGCUAAACUCUUCUUAAACGCGAAGAAGCAACGUAAAGAGUGGAUAACAAACAGGAAAUGCCUAACUCGGCUGCGAGGCGGACGGGCUGUGCAGAGCGCUGAGCUCCACCGGCAGCGCAGCUCAGCCGGGCGCGCCGGCGGCAGGACCGCUCCCGCCACCCCUGCCCUCCGCCCAGGCUCCGGGCCCCGGCUCGCAGGAGCCCAGGCAUGGCUGCCUCCUACUGGAUGCUGACAGCUCUCUUUCACCUUGUUUGCACUUCCAAUGUUGAUGUGAAAAAUGCACUGACCUUUAGUGGGCCUCUGGAAGAUAUGUUCGGGUACACAGUCCAACAGUAUGAAAAUGAGGAAGGGAAAUGGGUACUUAUUGGUUCACCACUAGUUGGCCAACCUGAGAAAAGAACAGGCGAUGUCUACAAAUGCCCUGUAGGAAGGGACAGCCCAUCACCCUGCAUAAAACUGAAUUUACCAGCUUCUACUUCAGUUCCUAAUGUCGUGGAAGUAAAAGAAAACAUGACUCUUGGAACAACCUUAGUGACUAACCCAAAAGGAGGGUUUCUGGCAUGUGGACCACUUUAUGCUUAUAAAUGUGGACGUUUGCAUUACACAACUGGAGUUUGUUCUAAUGUCAGCUCCACUUUUGAAACUGUUGGGGCCAUUGCUCCGUCUGUGCAAGAGUGUAAAACCCAGUUGGACAUUGUCAUAGUACUUGAUGGGUCCAACAGCAUUUAUCCAUGGGAGAGUGUCACAGACUUUCUGAACAGCCUCCUGAGAAACAUGGAUAUAGGUCCUCAGCAAACACAGGUUGGAAUUGUUCAGUAUGGACAGACUGUAGUCCAUGAAUUUUACCUGAAUACAUACUCAACAACAGAAGAUGUGAUGGCUGCAGCCUCGAGAAUACGCCAGCGGGGCGGCACGCAAACCAUGACAGCCUUGGGAAUAGACACGGCCAGGGAAGAAGCUUUUACUGAGGCUCAUGGUGCACGAAGAGGAGUGCAAAAAGUAAUGGUUAUUGUGACUGAUGGGGAAUCACAUGACAACUAUAGAUUACAAGAAGUGAUUGAUGAUUGUGAAGAUGAAAACAUUCAGAGAUUUGCUAUUGCUAUUCUUGGCAGCUACAGCAGAGGAAAUUUAAGUACUGAGAAAUUUGUAGAGGAAAUAAAAUCAAUUGCCAGUAAGCCUACUGAAAAGCAUUUUUUCAAUGUCUCAGAUGAAUUAGCUCUUUUAACCAUUGUUGAAGCACUUGGAGAGAGAAUAUUUGCCCUGGAAGCAACAACAGACCAGCAGGCCUCCUCUUUUGAAAUGGAGAUGUCUCAAGCUGGUUUCAGUGCUCAUUAUUCUCAGGACUGGAUCAUGCUCGGAGCAGUUGGAGCAUAUGACUGGAAUGGCACAGUACUCAUGGUGAAAGACACUGGUAUUUCAAUGCCAACUAAUGACACCUUUCGUGACAGGCGUUCAGAAAGAAAUGAGCCUCUUGCAGCCUACCUAGGAUAUACUGUGAAUUCAGCAGUGACACCUGGAGGUGUGCUGUACAUAGCAGGACAGCCACGAUACAAUCACACUGGCCAAGUUAUCAUUUAUAAGAUGGAAGGAAAAGAGGUGCAAGUGAUUCAGAGAUUAAAUGGAGAGCAAAUUGGAUCAUACUUUGGGGGUGUUAUUACCACAGUCGACAUUGACAGGGACUCAUUUACAGAUCUUCUUCUUGUUGGAGCUCCUAUGUAUAUGGGAACUGAGAAAGAGGAGCAAGGGAAAGUAUAUGUUUACAGUCUGAACAAGACAAAAUUUGAGUAUCAGAUGAGUCUUGAACCCGUAAAGCAAACAUGCUGCUCACCAUUAAAGCAGGAUACCUGCAAAGUUCUCAAGAAUGAGCCUUGCGGUGCGCGCUUCGGGACUGCCAUUGCUGCAGUGAAGGACCUCAACCUGGACGGGUACAAUGACAUUGUGAUAGGCUCUCCCUUGGAAGAUGACCAUCGGGGAGCUGUUUAUAUUUAUCAUGGCCGUGGCAAAGCAAUCAGUAAAAAAUAUUCACAGCGUAUUGCAUCAGGUGGAGAUGGGGAAAAAGUGAAAUUUUUUGGCCAGUCUGUGCACGGAGAAAUGGAUUUAAACAAUGACGGGCUAAUUGAUGUUACCAUCGGAGGCCUUGGUGGGGCUGCCCUCUUCUGGUCUCGUGACGUGGCGGAAGUAAAUGUUUCCAUGCAAUUUAUACCUAAAAGCAUCAAUAUUCAACAACAAAAUUGUCAGAUAAAUAUAAGAAAAACUAUAUGCAUAGAAGCCACAAUUUGUUUUAAGACCAAACUAAAGUCAAAAGAAGAUAUAUUUGAAUCCAGUCUGCAGUAUUGGAUUACCCUUGAUGCACAAAGACAAAUAUCUCGAAGUUUGUUCACAGAAAGCCAUGAGAGGAAAAUGCAAAAAAAUAUAACUAUCAAAGGGUCUGAAUGUACGAAACAUAACUUCUACAUGUUGGAUAAGCCUGAUUUUCAGGACUCAGUAAAGGUUUUGCUGGAAUUCAAUUUUUCUGAUCCAGAGAGUGGACCUGUCCUUGAUAGCAACUUGCCAAAUUCAAUAGCAGAAUAUAUUCCUUUCACAAAAGAUUGUGGAGCCAAAAAUAGAUGCAUUUCAGACCUUGUUCUCAUCGUAAAAGCAAGCAUAGCUGGAGACAGCUCUUCUCCAUUCAUUGUAAAGUCACGCAAUGAUAAGUUCACCAUCCAGCUCUCUGUGAAGAACAAAAAAGAUAGUGCCUAUAAUACCAGAGUUUUGGUUCAGUAUUCUCCAAAUAUUAUUUUCGCUGGCAUUGAGGAUAUACAGAAAGAUAGCUGUGAAUCUAAUCACAACAUCACCUGUAAAGUGGGAUAUCCAUUUCUAAAACCUGCAGAAGAGAUUUCCUUCAAAAUAUCAUUCCAAUUCAACGCAUCCUAUCUCCUGGAAAAUGCUACUAUUCAUGUAUAUGCAACAAGUGACAGUGAAGAACCACCUGAGACCCUCAGUGACAACAGAGGACAUGUUACAAUUCCAGUAAAAUAUGAAGUAGGAUUAAUAUUUGUAAGUGUUUUCAAAGAACAUCAUGUUAUAAUUGCAGCAAAUGAAACUGUCCCUACUGCAAUCAACACAACAGAGCAGAUUGGGGAUGAAGUUACUCUACAUUAUAGGAUUGAAAAAGGUGAACACUUUCCAAUGCCAAACCUCACACUGCAGAUCUUAUUUCCCAAUGUAACAGCUGCCAAAAACACUCUUCUCUACCUUACUGCAUUGUCACAUUCCCAGAAUGCCAUCUGCCAAAGUAGUUACCCUGUAGAUCCCUUAAAGAUUGGCACCGGGAAACCAUUUGUGCUGUCAAAAAUAAAAGAACCUACAAGGGAUACAAUUAUGGACUGUGAUACAUACAGCUGUGCCUCUAUUAAUUGUGCCCUGGUCCCAUCUGACAUAUACCAAGUGAAUGUUUCAUUGAGAGUAUGGAAACCUACCAUCAUAAAAGCCAGUAUUCACAGCUUAACCCUUGUUGUGAAAGCAUUACUUAGGAGUGAGAACUCAUCACUCAUUUUGAGAAACGACCAUCAAAAACUGGAGACCAUGAUCAAGAUUUCCAAAGAACACCCACCGGGUACAGUCCCCUUGUGGGUUAUCCUCCUGAGUAUCUUUGCCGGACUCUUGAUUCUUGCACUGCUUAUAUUUGCUCUGUGGAAGGCCGGAUUUUUCAAAAGGCCAUUAAAGAAGAAAAUGGAGAAAUGAAAAAAAAAAAAAAAAA
This is a messenger RNA of Lonchura striata (white-rumped munia), 3785 nucleotides long. RefSeq names its product integrin subunit alpha 1 (gene ITGA1). The record is from RefSeq and is a predicted model, not a curated record. Gene Ontology annotation, cellular component: integrin complex; external side of plasma membrane. Gene Ontology annotation, biological process: cell-matrix adhesion; cell-cell adhesion; cell adhesion mediated by integrin. Gene Ontology annotation, molecular function: integrin binding. NCBI's taxonomy places the organism in Eukaryota, Metazoa, Chordata, Aves, Passeriformes, Estrildidae.